AUGUCGCGGAAACACUUUUUUCCCAAUCCAGAGGGCGUCGUGCUGCACACGCUGCGCUCGCUCUGCGCACGAAACAAGCACAUGGCGCUCGACGAGGCCAACCGCGUAGUCUACAACUUAUCCCACAGACCCAAUGAAGUCAGCAUCGUGUCUGGAGGCGGUUCGGGCCACGAGCCGGCGUGGUCGGGUUUCGUGGGCGAUGGCAUGUUGUCGGCUGCUGUGUGUGGAGAUAUUUUUGCGUCGCCGAGUACGAAGCAAGUCAUGGCUGGUAUGCGAAACGUACCCAGUACAGAGGGCAUAAUACUCUGUAUCACAAAUUACACGGGCGACAUGCUGCAUUUUGGGCUGGCGAGGGAAAAGGGCCAGGCGCUAGGGUACAAAGUCGAUGUCGUUUGUAUGGCGGAAGACGCAGCGCUGGGUCGUGCUCAGAGUGGGAAAGUAGGACGAAGAGGACUGGCGGGCAACUUGCUCGUCAUCAAGCUGAUCGGCGGUGCAUCACUACAGGGCUGGGCAUUUGAGCGGUGUAGGAAGAUGGGUGAGCUGGGUAAUGAGCAGCUGGUUACGAUUGGAACGAGCUUGGAUCAUUGCCAUGUCCCUGGAAGAGAGGCGUUUGAGAGUGUGCAGGACAAUGCCUGUGUUGUGGGUAUGGGCAUUCACAAUGAACCGGGCCUGCGAACGAUACAUCCGAUGCCUGGUCCAGAAGACGUUAUCAAGGAGAUGCUCAAGUAUCUCCUGGACCCCUCAGACUCCGAUCGCGCCUUCGUCAAGUUCAACCCCGGCGACAACGUGGUAAUGCUCGUCAACAACUUCGGCGGCCUGUCAAACCUGGAAUUUGAUGCCAUGGUGAAUUUAGCCCUCGUAGCAUUAAAACGAGACUGGAGCAUCGAGCCAACACGCAUUUACGCAGGUGUGCUCGAGACAUCGCUCAACGCCCAAGGCUUCAGCAUAACACUGGGCAACAUGAGCGGCAUGGCCAAAUCCAUGGGCGUCAAAGACGAAGAAAUCAUUGCUCUGCUUGAUGCCCCGACCAACGCUCCCGCAUGGCCGAAGAAUGGCUUCAAGCCAGUCAACAUCAAUAAGGAGACGGAAGAACUACGUAACAAGGCCAAUGCCGCGCUGUCUGAAAAGUCAACACUCCACAAAGGUCCUGCAACCCCAGCUUCUCUCAUCCCCGCCCUGCGAACAGCAUGCAAAGCCGCCUUAGCUGCCGAGCCCAAAAUCACCCAGUACGAUCUCCAAAUGGGCGACGGCGACUGCGGCGAAGCCGUAGCAGGCGUAUGCAAGAGCAUCCUCGCCAACAUCGAAGCCGUCGAGCAAAACCCACCGCCCAUCCUAGCACUCCUAGAAAGCAUCGGUGAAAACGUCGAGGACGUAGGCGGCUCCCUCGGCGCCAUCCUCUCCAUCCUCGUCACCGCCUUUACCAACGCGCUCGCCACAGCCACACUCUCACAAAACGCUCCUCUCGACAUAUCCACGUUUGCUUCUUCCGCGCUCACCGCGCUUGAGAAUCUGAAGAACUACACUAGUGCGAGAGAGGGCGACAGAACGGUCAUGGAUGUCCUCAUCCCGUUCAUCAAUACGUUGGCUGAGACCAAGGACUUUGCAAAGAGUGUGCAGGUUGCGGAGGACAAGGCCGAUGGGACAAAGGAUAUGAAGGCCAAGUUUGGGCGCGCCACGUAUAUUGCCGAGGAUGGGAGUGAUAGGUCGAAGAUUCCCGAUCCGGGCGCGUAUGCGGCCGGUGUGUGGUUGAGGGGGUUUGAGAAGGGGUUUCAGGCGUGA
Molecule: messenger RNA, 1779 nt
Organism: Bipolaris zeicola 26-R-13
Lineage: Eukaryota; Fungi; Ascomycota; Dothideomycetes; Pleosporales; Pleosporaceae
Exons: 2
Coding region: 1-1779 (592 amino acids)
Biological process (GO): glycerol catabolic process
Cellular component (GO): cytosol
Molecular function (GO): glycerone kinase activity; ATP binding
Source: RefSeq, a predicted model, not a curated record